Messenger RNA from Callorhinchus milii (elephant shark), 1134 nucleotides. RefSeq names its product cystinosin. Lineage: Eukaryota; Metazoa; Chordata; Chondrichthyes; Chimaeriformes; Callorhinchidae. The record is from RefSeq and is a predicted model, not a curated record. Gene Ontology annotation, molecular function: L-cystine transmembrane transporter activity. The transcript has 10 exons. Gene Ontology annotation, cellular component: lysosomal membrane. Gene Ontology annotation, biological process: L-cystine transport. Bases 1 to 1134 code for a protein of 377 amino acids.
AUGUCCAGGGAACUAAACAGCAACAGUUCUCAGAGGGACUCAGGAUUGGAAGCAAGGAACAGUAACUUGCAGCUACAGUGUGUGGGAAUUCUCGCUUCCUCCCUCAGUGCUCCCCUUCAGGAGAACGUACUGAUCACAUUCAAUGUGACCUACUCAUCUCAGGAAUUUCCCAUUAUUGAACUCCCUGACCUUGUUAUACUGCCUUGUAACUCCGUGACCCCAGUGUCUUUCCCAGUCAAAGGCGCUGAUGUUGGCCAGGUCACCACCCAUCUGAGGACCAACAGCAGCCAUCUGAACCGAAUCUCUCACAUUAGAAUCCGUUAUAUGGUGGUGCACAGCAAUGUCCUGACCAUCAUUAGUUAUAUCAUCGGUUGGAUUUACUUCUUUUCCUGGGCCAUCUCCUUUUACCCACAGGUUUAUGCAAACUGGAAACGUAAAAGUGUUGUUGGAUUGAGUUUUGACUUUUUAGCUCUGAAUCUGACUGGUCACAUUGCGUAUGGAGUCUUCAACAUUUGUCUCUUCUGCGUUCCGUACAUUAAGGCACAAUACAUAGAGAUUCACCCAAAUGGUGUCAACCCAGUGGAAGCCAAUGAUGUUUUCUUCAGCAUCCAUGCCACCUUGAUUAUGUCCUUUACCACCUGGCAGUGCUGUGUCUAUGAGAGAGGGAUGCAGAGAGUGUCGCUGCCUGCGGCUGGAAUGUUGAUAAGUGCCUGGCUAUUUGCUCUCAUCACAUUGAUUGUGACUAUUGCUGGUCAACUGAUGUGGCUCCAAUAUCUUUACUACUUCUCUUACAUCAAACUGGCUGUCACAGUCGUCAAAUACAUUCCUCAGGUCUAUCUGAACUAUCAACGAAAGAGCACCAGCGGUUGGUGCAUUGGGAAUGUGCUGCUGGACUUUUCUGGAGGCAUUUUCAGUCUUCUGCAAAUGCUACUACAGUCAUACAACAAUGAAGAGUGGAUGCUAAUAUUUGGAGACAUAACCAAGUUUGGGCUUGGCUUAAUCUCCAUGUCAUUUGAUAUUGUGUUCAUGGUCCAGCAUUAUUGUUUGUACUCAGAAAGCCAAAAACUCAAUGACUACAAGUUGCUGAAUGGGGAAUACUCCAAAGAAUACACAUCACAGAAUGGGGCAAAAUGA